AUGAUUGGUAUUUUGUUGCUUUUGCUGAAGUUGACAGUUGCUGAAAUAAGAGAAAGAGAAGGAGCGCCAAGUUUAUUUACCGACUGUUUCAGGGGAAGUGAUCAGGGCGAUCUUGGCAGAGUCAAAUGGCUUGUGACACCAGAUUUUCCUUCGCUCUACAAAAACACCAUCUCCUGCAAAUGGACGAUCAACACCAACUACGGCCAAUACAUCAAGCUCGUCCCGGAGAUAAUGGACAUUCCUUGCCGAGGAAACAACAUGUUAAAGAUCAUCGACAUUCCGGUCGGACAGACGAAGAAAAAUGAAAGUCCUCAAUAUUGUGGCUCUAUCGACAUUCCCGCGUUCGUUUCAAGCGAUGUUUCAUUCGAGAUUCAUUUCAUUGUCGACUCCCCCGCGGCGGGAGCGAGGCUCAAGCUCGGAUACCAAGCUGUUACUGAUCAGAAAGGCAUCAAAGUCAACAGUAAAUCAAUCAACAAGCCUGUUUUCAAAACGACUCCCCGUCAAAGCCGACCAAGCCCGUUUUGGAACAAAAAAAUUCCUCGAAGACCCCCGAUUCAACCUGAAAACACUCACAAUUUGAAUUCACAAAUGCCAGAUUUUGUUGAAACCGACGCUCUCAAAGGGAUAAUUUUCUCCUACACUGGCUUUCUGAUUCUAGUAACAGCGCCGGCGAUUUAUCUUCUGUACAAGUUUAAAAAUGACAAAGCAACUCCGCUAGAUAUUUUUAGAGAUGUGAGAGAGAAGACUUAUUUGCAGAUUGAGAAUAGUCUAAGCCAUUACCGAAAUUUGAUGAAGAAUCAAAUCCCAAGCCAAGAUUUCAAGCCUUCUUUUGAACUUUGCUCUGAUGGCGAAUAUGUAACACGAGAAACGAUGCUAGAAUGCUUCCCCUUCGAUUUGCAAAAUGAUGAGUCAUCCGUCUCGAAAAACUUCAUCUUCAACAGCUGGGAAAGCAUUGACCAAGACUUUGACGGAAAACUUGAUUUCACCGAGUGGAAGGGCUAUAUUUUCGCGCUUGGUUAUAUCAAUUUCAAAGUUAUUCAUCACGGUUUCGGAGGAGCAGAAGAAUUUUCUUUGAAUGAAGAAGAAACUGAAAAUCUCCUUGAUUACGCACACGCUUGGCUAUCGACGAAAUCAUCCGAAGACAACCGAAUAUUUUUCGACAAUCUCUUCAAAAGCGUAGACAUUGAUAAAAACCCAAAUAAUCUGACGCAUCUUGAAGCUAUUCGUCUGUUUCUUGCGAUUCUGACGAAAUUUAUGGAAAAAUAA
Messenger RNA from Oikopleura dioica, 1266 nucleotides. Lineage: Eukaryota; Metazoa; Chordata; Appendicularia; Copelata; Oikopleuridae. The record is from the annotation of a GenBank genome assembly.